UUGGUUACAUUGUAACAGCUAAUUGGAACGUGCAUAGCUUCGGAACGUCACAUUUAACCUUACCUACUGUAACUUUGUGCGCAGUUAGUUUCUUUGUAACCAGAUAGGCGGGUUUAUCGUGGCUGUGGGAGGGUUCGGUGAAAGGGGGAAGUUCAGACCUUCUACUUCUGUUGUCUUUGUGUAAAGCAGUGGAGCGCCCGAUCUCACGCUAUCACUCUUCCCUCUUCCCCGAAUCCUUUUAAAACUCUCCCCUGGGUUUCUACCCUCCCGAACCUCUCCCCUUCUACCCCACCCUCCCCCCGACAACACAUCUCAAAACACGGAUCAGAUCCCAUCUUUGUGACCAAAGACCCCCAGUUUUGACCCUUGAACUACAACUUCUCCCAUCCAGUACUAAUUAUGGACUCCGGUGUGAUUGAAGGAGGACUCAAUGUCACCCUCACCAUUCGGUUGCUGAUGCACGGCAAGGAAGUCGGAAGCAUCAUCGGCAAGAAAGGUGAAUCUGUGAAAAAGAUGAGAGAAGAGAGCGGGGCUCGCAUUAACAUCUCAGAGGGGAACUGUCCUGAGAGGAUCAUCACUCUGGCAGGCCCCACCACCGCCAUCUUCAAAGCAUUCUCCAUGAUCAUCGAAAAGCUGGAAGAGGACAUCAGCAGCUCUAUGACGAACAGCACGGCCACCAGCAAGCCCCCGGUCACCCUACGCAUCGUGGUGCCUGCCAGCCAGUGUGGCUCCCUCAUCGGCAAGGGGGGCUGCAAGAUCAAAGAAAUAAGAGAGUCGACAGGUGCUCAGGUACAGGUGGCAGGGGACAUGCUUCCUAACUCUACAGAACGGGCCAUCACCAUCGCAGGGACGCCUCAGUCCAUUAUCGAGUGUGUCAAGCAGAUCUGUGUAGUUAUGCUCGAGGUAAGUUCUCCCCCUAAGGGGGUCACCAUCCCGUACCGACCCAAACCUUCAGGAUCCCCGGUCAUCUUUGCUGGAGGACAGGCGUACGCAGUUCAAGGACAACAUGCCAUACCCCAGCCAGACUCUUCCUCUGCCUCUAUCUCUCCACAGCUCACCAAGCUCCACCAGCUGGCCAUGCAGCAGAGCCCCUUUCCCAUGGGCCCCAACAACACGGGGUUCCAAGAUUUAGGAGGGAUGGAUGCGUCUGCCCAGACCAGCUCCCAUGAGAUGACCAUUCCAAAUGAUUUGAUUGGCUGCAUAAUCGGUCGCCAGGGUUCUAAGAUCAAUGAGAUCCGCCAGAUGUCGGGUGCCCAGAUAAAGAUCGCCAACCCCGUGGAUGGCUCCGCAGACAGACAGGUCACCAUCACUGGUUCUGCUGCCUCCAUCAGCCUGGCAGAGUACCUCAUCAACGCCAGCGUAGAGUCCUCUAAACCCUCCUCCUCGAACCCCGAACAGACCCACAGCACCAGCCUCCUCUGCCCUCCUCUUCUCUCCACCACUACCACCUCCUCUCCUGCUGCUACUUCCUCUACUGCUUCUUCCUCCUCCUCCUCUUCUUCCUCCUGUUUGGCGCCCCCUUCCUCCAUCUCUCUGUCCUUGUUGGUUCCUCCAGACACUCCCUCCUCUGACUCCCCUACUAUCCCCUGUGUCUCCAGUCUGCUCAGUCUUAAGCCCCUCCCCCUCCUGGCCCUCCACUCAGCCAAUCCUGAGCCAAAGCUCUCCCCAGAGCCGGGUUCCAAGUCUAAGAGGCGAAGGCUUUCCCCUUACUAACACUACAGACAUGAAGUACGUCCCAAAUGACACUUCCUGUAUAGUGCUCUACUUUUGACCAUGGCCCUAUGCGCAAUAGGGUGCUAUUUGGGAUGUAGUCAAGCUUAGUGUUGUCUGUACUGGGUCUUUGCUCUACCGUUGUACCUGGCUGUGCAUCAUGCUUCUUAACUUUAAAGUUAAAAAAAAUAAUAAUAAUCAAAUGGAAAAAGCCACACACACAAAAAAAGCUAAAUGCCCAGAUAUGGCCUGAGGUCUCGUCCCCAUCCACUGCUUGGUUUUGUCACCUUCACCAAAGGACUCUAGAGUCCCUGUUCUUUCUAUCUAAAGACACUCUGCAUCAGCUCUGUUCUCAGACUGACUUAUUGACUAACAUCUCGUUGUUGGGUUUCUCUUCUUUCUGUAAGCUCAGGUAACACCUCUCACCGUCCUCUUUAUAUUGAGAUCUCAAACUGGGUUUCAUUUAUUCUGAGGAAAAGAUCGGAAUAUGAACUUUGCCAUACCUGGGUAAUAUGUGUGGUAGCUAGUUACAUUUGUUGUAAACUGUUUAUCAUAUCGCUGAUAUCCUUGAUUGAACAUAUUUAGUGCAACAUGUUGAAGUAGUCUCACUGGGUGUCAUGCUCACUUUAAUAGUUUAUCCUCGAGGAUCACAUGUUAUCUCAUUUAAAUCACCCUCAUUUUGGGUCAUUGGACCUCUAUAUGACUUCAGGAAAUGGAUGUCUUCGUAACUAAAGUAGUUUAGAGUGAUUGAAUCGAGCCAUAGACCUACUGCAUGGCCAGCUCCAAAUGCUGCUCAUCACUGUUUUACAAUCCUUUAGUACUGGGCAGAAGAAGUCAGCGACAACAAUUCAGAGGAUAGGAAAGAAGUUGAAUGAGUUGUUAGCAUUUGCAUGUGAUGUCAAGGAAACGGGAUCCUCUCAGCUGAUUUUGAUAUUUUAAUCAACAGAGGGGGGGGGGGGGGGUUGUUUCUUUUGGGUAGAUGUUUUGCAUUGUAAGACCCUUCGGUGAGUUUGUAAAAGUUUUUUAAAUUGUUUUAAAUUGUUUUUAUCGUGUCUGGUCUGAAUUUGAAACGCACAGCUUGGCUUAUUCUCUCC
Messenger RNA from Oncorhynchus mykiss (rainbow trout), 2804 nucleotides. The record is from RefSeq and is a predicted model, not a curated record. NCBI's taxonomy places the organism in Eukaryota, Metazoa, Chordata, Actinopteri, Salmoniformes, Salmonidae.